This is a messenger RNA of Solanum pennellii, 1009 nucleotides long. RefSeq names its product cytochrome b561 domain-containing protein At4g18260-like. The record is from RefSeq and is a predicted model, not a curated record. The transcript is spliced from 4 exons. Gene Ontology annotation, molecular function: transmembrane monodehydroascorbate reductase activity. NCBI's taxonomy places the organism in Eukaryota, Viridiplantae, Streptophyta, Magnoliopsida, Solanales, Solanaceae. Bases 75 to 812 code for a protein of 245 amino acids.
UCUCUCUUUUCCAGCUCUGUUCCUUCAAAACAGAGUUUUUAAGCAUUAGCAAUAUAGGAGUGAGUAGUAGCAACAUGAUACAGAAGGUGAUUCUUCAUGUGGCGAUUUUCAUUGUUGCUCUUCUGCCAUUAGUUACAGCAACUCAGACGCACACGAAAAAGAUUAUUCACGAAUGCAGUGACCACAAAGUCCUUGAGCCAAGUCCAAAGUUGUUAUUUCAAAUUGUUCUACAUGGAAUUCUCCUCUGGACUUCCAUGGGUUUCUUGAUGCCUAUCGCGAUUCUUGUAAUAAGAAUGUCGAAUAAGGAGCAAAAUGGAAGAAGGCUAAAGAUGAUUGUGUAUACUCAUGCUUUUUUACAGAUACUAUCUGUUCUCCUUGUAGCAGUAGCAACAAUUAUGUCAGUAAUAAACUUUGAGAAUUUUUUCGACAAUACUCACCAGAGACUUGGCUUAGCUCUAUAUGUUGCCAUAUGGCUGCCAUUCAUCGCUGGGAUUUUUCGACCUGACAGGGGAAGCAAAAAUAGGGGUGUAUGGUAUGCAUUUCACUGGCUUAUUGGAGUCACAGUUACUUUACUGGGAAUCGUAAACGUAUAUUUAGGUUUACAAGCAUAUAACACGAAAACAAUGAAAAACACAAGUGUUUGGAACUGGCUUUUCAGUAUUGAGGUUGGUGUUAUCGCGUUCAUCUAUCUGUUCCAAGAAAAAUGGCAAUAUAUAAAGCAAUCAGGAGGGAUUUUAAGCAAUGAAUCAGUACGACCAACGGAUCAAGAAGCAUCUCCAACUCAGAAAAAAGAAAUAUCACCCAUGGCAUAAUCAGAGUCAUGUUAAGACUUCAGACAAACAAAUAAUUUUGCCUUUAGCUAACAUAAAUUUUCUUCUUUUUUUACAGCUAACAUUAGAUUCUUUCCAAUUUUAUUACAAUUUCACAAAACAGAUAUUUAAGAGUUUUGUGUAGUACUAUCAGUGUAGAGCAUCAUACACAGUCAAUUAAACGAAAGAUAUUGUGUCCA